CUCUACCCCUGAUUGUUGGUAUCAUUGCUGCUCUGGUUUUACUUUGUCUGCUGGUAAUGACCUUCAUACUGAUGAAGAACAGAGCUAGGAAUAGAGGUCAUCUUCUAUACUAUAUAUAUGUUAUUGUCAUGGCUGCUCUGGGUUUACUUGGUCUGCUGAUAAUGACCUUCAUACUGAUGAAGAACAGAGCUAGGAAUAGAGCUGACAGACCAUUGAGGCCUCUGUCCUCAGCUAGACAAUCAAGAGAGCAGAAUUCGGUCAAUGAAAAGGAUCCACAAGACUCCAACACCACCCAGAGCCUGAACCCCAACACCACCCAACCUGACGCUGUCUACCAGAGCCUGAACCCCAACACCACCCAACCUGACGCUGUCUACCAGAGCCUGAACCCCAACACCACCCAACCUGAUGCAGUCUACCAGAGCCUGAACCCCAAUGCCAUCCAACCUGAUGCAGUCUACCAGAGCCUGGUGUCAAGGAUUGGACAGUAGUAAUUAGCAAAAUAAAGUGGAUUACAUGAA
Messenger RNA from Alosa sapidissima (American shad), 521 nucleotides. RefSeq names its product replication protein A 70 kDa DNA-binding subunit C-like. The transcript has 4 exons. NCBI's taxonomy places the organism in Eukaryota, Metazoa, Chordata, Actinopteri, Clupeiformes, Clupeidae. The record is from RefSeq and is a predicted model, not a curated record. Bases 57 to 491 code for a protein of 144 amino acids.